Molecule: messenger RNA, 1912 nt
Organism: Rhopalosiphum maidis (corn leaf aphid)
Lineage: Eukaryota; Metazoa; Arthropoda; Insecta; Hemiptera; Aphididae
Product: E3 SUMO-protein ligase PIAS1-like
Exons: 3
Coding region: 653-1606 (317 amino acids)
Biological process (GO): regulation of transcription by RNA polymerase II; protein sumoylation
Molecular function (GO): zinc ion binding; transcription coregulator activity; SUMO ligase activity
Source: RefSeq, a predicted model, not a curated record
UACAUGGUAGUAGUUCCGGCGUCCACACGUGAGGACGCUGAUCAAGGAAAUACAUGUACACCGCACAAUAUGCAAAAUGAAUUAUUGGAUUGUACAAUCAUUGUAACUGUGCGCCAUAUCAAUACUCACACCGCGCACUAUCACAGUUUGGAAGACUGGACCACCCACCCGCAUCCACCCUGAAUGUACAAGGUUAAGCCGGUUUGGCCAACGCACACAGUGUCUACAACUGUUUAUACCCUAUUGGUACACAGUACACGCCAACACAGUCACGGCCGCCAAUUCUGAUGGGAUCAGUUCUUCCCCUGUUUUUGACACGUCAUCAUCAUUUUUUUUUUGUGGUUAUCGUUGUAGUGACGCCGCGACUCCAUUCACCAUUGUACUCAGGUGUUGGUCUUACCAGAGUUUUCUCUGUACUAAAAUAUUUCUAGUUUUUGGUUGAUGUCUGAUGACUGUUAUUUAUUUCCUAUUCGAAUAAUCGUUAUUCGUAGAUCGUGUCAACGUUCACUCCGGCGUUCAUCAGCAAUCGUCCACGCAAGGAUUUGAGUUUUCAUCAGUUGUGAAACGACAAAAGGUACAGAUACUGGUAUAAUUUUUUUUAAAAAUUUAUAAUCAUUGGGCUUAUUAUUCAGAUCAAAAUAUUACUUUAAUAAUGAAUGAUAUACAAAAUAAUGAUCAAUCCAGCAAUUCAAACAACAAAUUUCCAUCCUAUCUCAAGUUCAAAAGAUUAACAUUUUAUGAUGUUAUUUAUGAAGUUAUCAAGCCAACAGUUCUAUUUACAAAUGAAGAAAAAAUACAUUUUGUAUUAUCGAAUGAAAACAUCAGCCAAAUUACUGCCAAUCGUCACAUUCCCGGUGAUGAAAAUAGAAACAAUUAUCAAUUACAAAUUAGAAUUGGUCAGCUGGAAAGUAAGGUCACGUCGUUAAAUGAGGUAACAGAUUAUUUUCCUCAAGGUCUUAAUAUUCAUGUUAAUACUAUACCUUGUACAUUACCAUCUGUCAGACCUAAACCAGGAAUCGCACCAGGAAGACUACUUGUAGCACCUAUUGAUUGCACUAAACUUGUUAAACUUACUCCUAACACUGAAAAUACUAUUAGCAUAAAGUGGACUCCUGAUACAAAAACAUAUGCUGUGGUAAUGUGUAUUGUUAAUAAAUUAACAGCCAGAACUUUGUUUGAGAACCUGUUGAAUAAAGAAAGGAUAAAUAUGGAAAAGACUAGAGAUGAAAUAUUUAAACUAUUGAAAAAUGACAAUGAUCCGGAUUUGGCUAUUACAAGUAUUACGCUUUCAUUGAUAUGUCCAUUAACAAAAAUAAAAAUGUUCGCACCGACAAAAUCUAGCCGGUGUGAUCAUUUUGAAUGUUUUGAUGGCUAUACAUUUAUAAAAAUGAACGAAAUAAAAGAAAAAUGGAGGUGUCCAAUCUGCAAUUUAGAUUGCUUUUAUGAAGACCUGAAAAUAGAUAACUAUAUUUUAAGUAUUUUAAAUAAUCCGACAAUUAAAACCGAUCCAAUUGGUAAAAAAAUUACAAGUGUACAAAUUUCACCAAACAAUGGUUGUGAAAUUUCCGUCAAUCAUGACGAAAUUAUAACUUUGGAUGAUGAUUAAUACCAUCGUUUGAGUUGGAAAAAAAACAAGAUAAUGAAACCCAGGAAACUUAUGACGCUUAUGCGUUACAUAAUAAUUAAAUCUAUAUUAUACUAUUCUUUUAAAUGAAUAUUAAGAAGCUCUAAAACAGCUGUAACCAGGUUAUUAGCUCUUCAGUUCUGAGCUAUGAAUAAUAAUUGUAAUAAACUGUUCUGUUAACCGUCUCUUCAAGUUGUACCUUCUACGACGGAAGACUUUUAAUUGUAUUAUUAUUAUUAUUAUAAGCUAAACGAUGUUAAAAUAUAUUAACUAUUAAAAUUAUGAAUG